Molecule: messenger RNA, 3498 nt
Organism: Perca fluviatilis (European perch)
Lineage: Eukaryota; Metazoa; Chordata; Actinopteri; Perciformes; Percidae
Gene: add2
Product: adducin 2 (beta)
Exons: 14
Coding region: 459-2240 (593 amino acids)
Biological process (GO): barbed-end actin filament capping
Cellular component (GO): postsynaptic density; cytoskeleton; plasma membrane
Molecular function (GO): actin filament binding
Source: RefSeq, a predicted model, not a curated record
AUUUUGUCCGACUUGAGCCGGGCCUAUAUCCAACUAAACAAUGUUUUAGGAGACAGCCUUAGAUAUCCAGCGGGGCUGUACGUUAUAUGUAUGCCUUUUAUAAACAAUAACUAAGCGCAGUGCAAAGAGUGAUCCCCACUGUGGGUGUGUGAGCGGGAGCCCUUGGGUGUCAGACUGUGGACAGGCGUGGCAGUGGGCUGGUCCAGGCGCACCGAGCGAUGAAAAACAUCAGGAUCCAUUGACUUGGUACCAGCUGAGGCCCUGGAAUAGUCUGACAAAGGAACCCCAGUGUCGCAAGCCAAACGGUGACCGAUUCGUUGUAAUUAACUACAUCUGCUUCUUCCGAGGACGGAUGUGGGUGUGCCGCACCCACACAGAAGACACGGUCCUGAGGAUGGUGCACUGAGUUAUCCAAACCCACCCCUGGUUGGAAGACAUCAACUGCAAAACAGUAGAAGAUGAGCAAGUCGCCCACCCCCAAAGGCACCCCGGUGCAGCGCAGCCCCAGUGAUGGGCUCCCUGAGGGCCUCCUGUCUCCUCAACAUUCCACACCCAGCUCCGGACCCCAGCAUAAGAAGCGCAUCUCCAGCCUCCUCCAGAGUCCGUCAUUCAGGGAGGAGCUGGAUGUGCUGAUCCAGGAACAGAUGAAGAAGGGUGGCAGCUCAUCCAACCUAUGGGCACUGAGACAGCUGGCUGAUUUCAUGGCCUCGCACGGCGCCCCGGCCGCCCUGCCCGUCACCCCUUCUAAUCUCCUGCGUGUCAGUAAAGAACAGGAACACUUCUUGGUGCUUUCAGAUGGCCUGGCCUACAGUGAGGUGACUGGAUCCAGUCUGGUAAAGGUGAACAUCCUGGGUGAGGUGGUGGAGAAGGGCAGCACCAACCUGGGCGUGGACCCAGAGAAGUUCAGCCUGCACUCGGCCAUCUACUCCGCCCGGCCAGACGUUCGCUGUCUGCUUCACCUCCACACACCGGCCACGGCUGCGGUUUCAGCAAUGAAGUGCGGCCUCCUGCCUCUGUCCCAUGAGGCCCUGCUGGUCGGUGACGUGGCUUAUUACGACUACAACGGAGUCAUGGAGGAGGAGGAGGACAGAGUGGAGCUGCAGAAGAGCCUGGGCCCAACCUGUAAGGUUCUGGUGCUGAGGAAUCACGGCAUCGUGGCUCUGGGGGAGUCUGUGGAGGAGGCCUUUUACACUAUCUACCACAUCCAGGCUGCCUGCCAGAUCCAGGUGUCAGCUUUGUGCUGUGCCGGUGGUGAACAGAACCUGAUUCUUCUGGAUCGCACCAUCCAUAAACCCAACGUAGCCGGCACCGUGGGCUGGGCUGGCUCCACCUUUGGACCCCUGCACAAGAGCCGCGUCGGGGAGCACGAGUUUGAAGCCCUCAUGAGAACCAUGGAUAACUUGGGCUACCGUACAGGCUACGCCUACCGUUUCCCUGUGCUGCUGGAGCGUUCGCGGACGCGGAGGGAGGUGGAGGUUCCCGCGACCGCCACGGCUUUCCACCAGUUUGAUGAUGACGGAGUCCACCCGGCUCUGAGGCAGCACCCUUUCGCUCAGCGCCAGCAGCAGGAGAGGACUCGGUGGCUCAACACCCCCAACACCUACCAAAAAGUCAACCAGGAGCAAGCCAGCCCGGGUCAGCGCACCACUUGGUUGAAGGCAGAAGAGGUGACACAAGCUGGCAGCACAGCCAUCAAGAUAGAGACCACAAACCAGUUUGUUCCUCUUUUCACCAACCCUCAAGAGGUGAUUGAGACACGGAACAAGAUCCGACAGCAGAAUCGUCAGGACAUGAAGACGGCAGGACCACAGUCUCAAGUCCUCGCCAGCGUUAUAACAGUCGACAGUCCUCCGUCUCCAGUCAGCCCACCGGAAGUCCCACCAGAGCCAGAACCUCCCAACCCCUUCAACCAGCUGACAGACCAGGAGCUGGACGAGUACCGCAAGGAGGUGCAGAGGAAACAGGACGGAGGGACCAAUGAAGAGGCAAAGACGGACCCUCCAGCCAUACAGAACGGCAGCGAGGAGGAGAAGCAGACGACCGAGGAGCUGGAGAAAGGGAUGAAGGCUCUUUCGACCAACGACACUGGCUCCACACCUGCUGCUCCUCUGCCCCCCAAACCCCAAGGCGGCACCCCGGAGGGCUCCCCCUCCAAGUCCCCGUCCAAGAAGAAAAAGAAGUUCAAGCCGCCGUCGUUCCUGAAAAAGAGCAAGAAGCAGAAGGAGAAAGCCGAGACCUGAGCCGCUCGCGCACACCUGGGCCCCCGGUGAAAUACUACUGGGAAACAUUUCGUAGUGAAUGCCGGGAGUAAGCAGAUGAGUUAACCACAUCAGAUCUGUUCAGUCACAGUCAGUUAACACGUCACUCACAGACACGCUGUACGAAAUUGACUUACAAAUACUUUCCUGCAACACUGGUACUCACUGAUCUGAUCUAAGUGGUGAUUCAUCUUCAGCAGUUUAAAACACACUGAUUAUUAUUUUCACAUGCUAUUUUACCCAGGUUGGAUACAACCCAACAUUUUGACACACACACACACACACACACACACACACACACACACACACACACACACACACACACACACACACACACACACACACACACACACACACACACACACACACUCUCUCACACAAAGUUCCUGUAUCACUCACGUCUUAUUUUCACCUGCUGUGCUAUGAAAGCAUUCAUUAACUUCACUGUAUAGGCAUUCAAACACUUUCCUUUCUAAAACUGGGAUUGCUAGUGUGAUCGUGUACACUUGUCGCUCCGAAUUUGUUUCAUUCCAUUGUUUUUUAAUCCACAACUUUGCAAGACACAGUGGAAAUUUAAGUCUCCUUCAGUUAUGCACCUCUUAUAUAUGUAUAGGCACUUGACAUAUGUAUAUUGGCAUUCUACUAUGUUGCAUUUAUUCAUCAUCAUAGGCAUCUUCUAGUCAUGAUUUGGUUCUAAUUCUCAGAUAGAUGUUGCAGGUAUACUGUGUGAGCACAGGUGCAGUACAUGCAGAAAUAUACUGAUAGCUACUGAUUGUGCUCUUCUUAAUGCUGGUCUUGUGUAAAACUAUCAGCCUAUUGACGUCAUUGCAGCAGGGAAGAACAAAGAAAAAAGAAAGCCGGGAAAUAUGCUGGCUCGCAACGAAACACAAGUCGCUAUAAAUGCCUCUGCUACCCCAAAACAGGAUAAAGCAUUAAAUGAAUUGUUGCUUGCCAAUGCAGUUUGAACCCCAGUAAUAGAAGAUACUGACGGUACUAAACAUUCCACUUUUCCUCCAUCUUCUUUUAAAUGUAUGUAUGUAUGUAUGUAUGUGUGCAAAAUACCUCUUAACAGUUGUAAUUAUUUUCUGUUUUAACCAGUAGCUGUUAUCAAAAUGCUGAUGUGUGAUGUUUGCUCAUGUUUUUAAUUUAUUUUAUAUUAGAAUGUAUAAGUGAGUGUUGCAAGGUUACCAUGUAUCAGUCAUUAAAGAUCAAGUUUGAUUUAAAACCAACAGGACAUCAA